This is a messenger RNA of Didymosphaeria variabile, 1038 nucleotides long. RefSeq lists its product as uncharacterized. The coding region runs from base 1 to 1038 and encodes 345 amino acids. The transcript has a single exon. The record is from RefSeq and is a predicted model, not a curated record. Lineage: Eukaryota; Fungi; Ascomycota; Dothideomycetes; Pleosporales; Didymosphaeriaceae.
AUGGAGCCUUCGGAUACCCGCGUACAGAACGCCUUUGGAUCAUUACCGGUGGAGCUGUUCUUGAAUGUCUUAGACCAAUUGGUGGGCACGCGCGACGGCCGAGUACCUGUUGCCUACUCACCAUCACAUUCGGCAACCAAGGCGCUGCGCGCCCUAACACUGGUGUCGAGGACCGUUUACCUAUGCGCAUCACGAUAUCUAUACGCGAGUUGUCUGUACUUGAACGACGUCACGAGGCAUUCUUACUUCCGCAGAACGCUGGGCCUGGAUCUGGGAAAUCACCCACUAGCUCUUGAAUAUGGCCAGGCUGGGCGCAACGAAGAAUUAUUCCGCGAAGCCGACAUCCAGCGACAUCUGGUCUCUCUAUUCAUCUCACCUGCUAGAUCAGAGAGGUGCGGAAGGACGCCUCCGAUUCGCUUGCCUCAGGUCAUAGAUGUGUGUCUUACCGUGGGGUCUACGUUAAAGCGGCUCGCCAUCGACCUCAACCCAGUCUACGUGCCAGCCUCAGAGCAGAUGGUUAUGAAGCCCUAUUGCAGCAGUCACAAUAUAUUCCUGCAUAUGCCGAACCUGGAGGAACUCAUAUGCAGCUAUGACACGUCGGACUAUUUCCGAUAUCCGCCGCCCAAUCUCAAGCGUUUGGCCAUGACUGCGAACGACAUAGAACCGGCUCAUCUCGACUUCUACUUCAUGGUGUCCUCUUUAGAGACGCUGUUCAUUCUUCGUCCAAAAAUACUCCUUGCCAGACAUAUCGACGAGCUGUUUAACAGGUACAAUGGCAGGCACAUUGACAUUGUGUUUGUGGAUGUGAACGACAAUCAUCUCACGCCAAAGUACACCCGGGACUGGACACCCGAGGAUCGCGUCACGAUAUGGGAGGCUGAUGUGCCGAAGAGCUUUUAUGGCGACGACGAUGAUCUGAUCUUGUGCGACAACUGGAUAUGGGAGCAUGGAGUGUACGGCGGUCUAUGGGAUCAGGAUAAAAGAAGGAUGCGGAGUUGGAGCGAGAUUGAGAGGACGCUGGCGGAGCCGGCGCUGUAA